Messenger RNA from Betta splendens (Siamese fighting fish), 4586 nucleotides. RefSeq names its product kinesin family member 3B (gene kif3b). The record is from RefSeq and is a predicted model, not a curated record. Gene Ontology annotation, biological process: microtubule-based movement. Bases 1 to 2289 code for a protein of 762 amino acids. NCBI's taxonomy places the organism in Eukaryota, Metazoa, Chordata, Actinopteri, Anabantiformes, Osphronemidae. Gene Ontology annotation, molecular function: microtubule binding; ATP binding; microtubule motor activity. The transcript has 8 exons.
AUGUCCAAGAGCAAGAGUUCGGAGUCCGUCAAGGUGGUGGUGCGCUGUCGCCCUAUGAACGAAAAGGAACGGGCGGCCAAGUUUGAAAGGGUGGUCUCUGUCGACGUGAAACUGGGCCAAAUUAUUGUCCGGAACCCCAGGGAAGCCUCAGCUAGUGAACUCCCCAAAGUCUUCACUUUUGAUUCUGUCUAUGAUUGGAACUCUAAACAAAUAGAUCUGUAUGAUGAAACAUUCCGGCCCCUGGUGGAUUCAGUUCUCCUUGGAUUUAAUGGGACCAUCUUUGCUUAUGGGCAAACGGGAACGGGGAAGACCUACACCAUGGAAGGAGUGAGGAAUGAUGCUGAAAGGAGAGGGGUGAUUCCCAACUCCUUUGAGCACAUAUUCACACACAUUUCACGGUCUCAGAACCAGCAGUACCUGGUCAGGGCAUCGUAUCUAGAAAUUUAUCAAGAGGAGAUUAGAGACUUAUUAUCCAGGGACCAAUCACGGCGUCUUGAGCUCAGGGAGAGGCCUGAUACAGGUGUAUAUGUCAAAGAUCUUUCAUCCUUUGUCACCAAGAGCGUGCGUGAAAUCGAGCAUGUCAUGAAUGUGGGCAAUCAGAAUCGUUCCGUGGGUGCCACUAACAUGAAUGAACACAGUUCUCGAUCACAUGCCAUAUUUGUCAUCACAGUUGAGUGCAGCGAGCUUGGUGUGGAUGGGGAGAACCACAUCAGGGUGGGCAAACUGAACCUGGUUGAUUUAGCUGGCAGUGAAAGACAGACUAAAACUGGAGCUCAGGGUGAGAGACUUAAAGAAGCCACAAAAAUCAAUCUGUCACUUUCUGCUCUGGGGAAUGUCAUAUCCGCUCUGGUGGAUGGCCGGAGCAGCCACAUCCCGUACAGAGAUUCAAAGCUCACCCGACUUUUGCAAGACUCUUUGGGAGGCAAUGCUCGCACUGUCAUGGUUGCAAACAUUGGACCAGCAUCAUACAAUCUUGAGGAGACCUUGACAACACUGCGCUACUCCAACAGAGCUAAAAAUAUCAAGAAUAAACCGCGCAUCAACGAGGAUCCAAAGGACGCGCUGCUGAGGGAGUUUCAGGAAGAGAUCGCAAGGCUGAAGGCACAGCUGCAAAAGCGCUCCGGGAAAAAGAAAAGAAGGCAGCAGAGGAGACGGGCCGGCGAGGGAAGCGAUGGGGAGGAUCUGGAAGAAGGAGAAACGGAGGACGAUGAUGAAGACGGGGACGACAGAGGGGAUUACUGGCGGGAGCAGCAGGAGAAGCUGGAGAAGGAGAGGAAGGCCAUCAUGGACGAUCACAGCCUGGUGGCCGAGGAGAAAGCUCGGCUGCUCAAAGAGAAGGAGAGGAAAAUGGAAGACGUGAAGAAGGAGAAAGAGGCUGGAGAAAUGCUCGCAGCCAAAGUUAAGGCAAUGGAGAGUAAGCUCCUCGUUGGGGGGAAGAACAUUGUUGAUCACACCAAUGAGCAGCAGAGGAUGCUGGAGCAGAAGAGACAGGAAAUCGCAGAACAGAAACGUCGAGAGCGAGAGAUGCAGCAGCAGAUGGACAGCCGUGACGAGGAGACACUAGAGCUGAAAGAGACCUACAGUUCUUUACAGCAGGAGGUCGACAUCAAAACCAAGAAACUGAAGAAGCUGUUUGCCAAGCUGCAGGCAGUGAAGGCAGAAAUCCAUGACAUUCAGGAGGAACACAUCAACGAACGGCAGGAGCUGGAACAGAUCCAGAAUGAGCUCACCAGGGACCUCAAGCUCAAGCACCUGAUCAUUGAGAACUUCAUCCCUUUGGAGGAGAAGAACAAAAUAGUGAACAGGGCUUUCUUAGAUGAGGAAGACGAAUACUGGAAAUUGAAGCCUAUUACACGUAUAGAGGAUGACCAUCAGAUGAUGACCAGGCCUUUGUCUGCAGUCGGCUACAAGAGGCCUCUCAGUCAACAUGCACGCCUGGCCAUAAUGAUGAAAGCUGAUACACGAUACAAAGCUGAAAACAUCCUGAUGCUGGACAUGGACCUGCCGGCUCGGACCACUAAAGAGUAUCAGGAGCCAGUUAUCGCCCCAAAGGUGGCGGCAGCUCUGGAGGACGCCCUCCGAGAUGAGGAUGAAAUUCAGGUAGAUGCCUCGAUCUUUCGCAGCAGCUUGGGACCAACUCCACCAGCCAGCGCCAGUGGAAGCCUCAAGAAACCAAAGUCUGGUCGACCGAGAACCAGUAAGAAGUCGAGCACCCCGACCUCUCCGUUCAGCCCCUCAAGUCCAGGAUCUCCUCUUUACCCACAAUGCCGCGGCCUGGUCCCCAAGUAACAACCUUUACCACUGCUGUCGCUACCACAAACCUCCUUCGUGCACCUUUCUACUCUUGGACUCAAUAAGAGAAUCGGUUUGUUUGUCCAGACUAAGUACUGGAUUCUAAAACUGACUAAAGGAGGAAACAAUUCAUACUAAUGCUGCUUUUGUAGGUUUUAACUGCAACUGUAACAACCAAGUGUUUUCACGAGCUUUGUGUUUGUUGUGAGAUUUGAAAUCCUUAUUGUGAGUUUGACUGAGCACCGGAACCACACAUGAAGGCUCACAUCCCCCCUACACUGCCUACCUUCCCCUACCUUUGGCUUAAUGCCACCAAUGUCUUAUACACACAUCACAAUGUUCUUAAUGUGCAGAAAAAUGAAGGUGGGUUAAGACCUGCCGCCUUUAUAUGAAUCAUUACCUUCUCUGUAGUUGAAGGGUGUCCAGUCUGGCUGCAUAUCUGUGUCUGUGUGUGUGAUGCUGUCUGAAUAUUGAUCAUUUCAGUUUCUAUCAAACCGCGCUGUAUUUUAUUUCCAUCUGUUUGUCAUGUUUUGUGUCUUACAGAAAUAGUUCAACAUUUCAGAAAACAAGUUUAUUUGUAGUAUUGCAGAAGAUCAUCACAGUGCAGAACAUGACCACAGAGGUAAUUAGCUCGUCUUGGCCGUUGUUUGUGGUUGUGCUUCCAAACCUUAUGCAAAGCUAAGCUUAUCACCCGCUCGCCCCCUUCUGCACAUUAGCAUUACAAAUGCAUGUUUCCUAAAAUGUUGCACUAUUCCUUUAAGGUUUGUAUGAUUGUGUGUGUAUUUAAAGACCAGAAGGCAAAGCACAGUACAGACUUGGCCUCUGUUCACAUGUUGCUGUUAUCGGGAGGUGUCGUUUUUUUCUGGGCCACACAACACAGAGGUGAGGGGAGAUGGGGGAGAACGCAUUCACAGCUGCACCCUGGGCCACUUCAAAGUUACUGUCCUGGAACGUGCCUCAUUGAUCAGGGUUCCCAGGUGCCUUAAACUGUGUCUUCAACCUCCGCUCCUGUAUUUUGGUGUGUGAUCAUCUCAUUGAUUCCAGCAUCGGAGAGCUGUUCAUUAGAUAUAGAAGCAGAUCUUUUAGACACAGCCUUGAACCACCCCAGAUUUCUUUACAAAGAAAGCCGGAAGCCAAACCAGAAUUGAACCUCCUCUGCUGCUGUUGAUUUGUGUGGUCCUUGGAAAGCGCGCGUGGGGCCGGUGGAACUCCAAACCCCCGGGGGAGCGCUGCGCUCCUCUUAGUACUGUGGUGGUGCCACAAAACUCAGUCGAAACACUACGGACUUGAAUGGCUCUGAAAACCAUUCCAUCUGAAUGCCUACAAAUGAACAAUAUGCAGUUUGAACCUCCACGGUGCAGCGUGCGUCUCUGCUGCUCUGGGCUGUGCUGUCCGCUCACUGCUACUGUGUCGGGUUUACAACCCACUGGGACUUUCCAGCCGGUCUGGGUCGAACAGCAGGCGAAAUGCUCUCACAAGCACAAAAUGUGCAUGUUAUCAGUUAAGAGGCUUUCCUGCUGUUUGGCCCAUUCCUGCAAACCCUAUGUAUUUAGUUAUCUAACGUUGAAUAUAGACUUGUUUAUGAUCCUCAGUCACUUUUUCAGAUGUAAAAAAACAUCAGUUUCCAUAUUGAAAAGAAUCUAACUUAUUGUAAUCUUUCAUUUUUAUAUACAGAUGUAGAUAUAAUUUUUUAUUUUUUUUGUUCUUUCAAAUAGUUUUAUUUUUUGAGCAAAAAUAAUUUAAGGUUGGAAUUUUAUGUUUUGCAUCACACCCGUACUGUUUGUCUACGUCUGCGUUGGGCACCGGUCACACACCGGUGUCGGCGGUCACACACUUGGAGCUUUGUUGCAGAAGUGUGAGCAAACAGUUGCACAUGCUUGAGACAGAACUGGGAGAUGGGUUUGACGUCACUGUUGAGUAUUUACCUGUUCACUGUACAUUUCACUUCGACACUAACAUGUUCUGUAGAGUAAGGCCUGAUUGUUGUAACUAACAUUUCAAUGCUGUGUACACGUCGCAUGCUUUUAGCACACAGUAAUACGUCCAGCUGUGUGAUUAUACAUCAGCCAUAGGAGUUUGCUAAGCAAAAUGUGAAUGUCUUAAUUUAAUGAAAUAUUAGUUUAUUUGUGUCCCAUAGCUACAUCACUGGAUCGAAAACCAUAUCUGAGACUUUUAUGACCAACUUUUAUGUGCUGGUAUCGUUUCUACAGCCAGCUGAUGGUCAUGCUGGUUCACUUCAGGCGGCGGCUGGUUGUCUUUUUCCAACAAUAUUAUUAAAGUCACUUCAAUGAUAA